This is a messenger RNA of Hypoxylon trugodes, 2014 nucleotides long. RefSeq names its product MFS general substrate transporter. Gene Ontology annotation, biological process: transmembrane transport. Bases 1 to 1716 code for a protein of 571 amino acids. NCBI's taxonomy places the organism in Eukaryota, Fungi, Ascomycota, Sordariomycetes, Xylariales, Hypoxylaceae. The record is from RefSeq and is a predicted model, not a curated record. Gene Ontology annotation, molecular function: transmembrane transporter activity. The transcript is spliced from 6 exons.
AUGAGUGGCAACGAGGAGCCAAUUGCUCCGGCUAUAUCCAGCAGCAAUGAGGCAUUGCCAACUGCCGAACAGGUCAAGCCGAACCAGGAGAAAACGGAGACCAGUAAUGAGAGACUGAGCCCUACAGCGACGUUCCUGCUCGUCCUAUCCUUAUGUAUCUCUACCUUCAUUGCAGCUAUAGAACAGACAAUCGUCGCGACUGCGGUCCCGACUAUCGCGAAGUCAUUCCAAGCUACAGGACUCGACUAUGCUUGGAUUGGAACCGCCUACCUUCUCCCAGCGGCUGCUGCUACUCCGCCGUGGGGCAAGAUCAGCGACAUUUUCGGUCGAAAGCCUAUUCUUUUAGCUGCCAUCGUCAUCUUCUUCAUCGGUUCACUUAUCGGCGCGCUCGCAAACAACAUCAAUACACUAAUUGCCGGCAGAGUGAUACAGGGGACUGGUGGAGGUGGAAUUUUAGGACUCUCCGCGACGGUUAUCGGCGACGUCUUUAGUCCUCGAGAACGCAGCAAGUACUAUGGUAUACUUGGUGUGACUUGGGGACUUGCUUGCGGCCUGGGCCCUGUUGUCGGUGGCGCUUUCGCGGAGUUCGUUUCUUGGAGAUGGUGUUUUUGGAUUAAUCUCCCGAUUGCUGGACUUGCUGGGAUAUUCGUAUUCUUCUUUUUGGAGGUUGAGACUCCGAAAACUCCUAUUAUCGAAGGGUUGCUUGCCAUGGAUUGGCUUGGAACUAUCACGAUUGUCGGCGCGACGGUCAUGUUCUUGCUAGGGUUAGGAUAUGGAGGCGUUGCUUAUCCCUGGAAUUCCGCGAUUGUCGUAUGCCUUCUCGUCUUUGGUGUGGUAACGCUGGGAGUAUACGGACUCAUUGAGUGGAAAGUGGCCAAAUAUCCCAUCACUCCACUCAGGCUUUUCCGAUCGACCUCCAAUAUCGCCGUAUUUGGUAUUGCGUACGCCCACGGCGCAAUUUUUAUUGCUCACCUAUACUAUCUUCCGCUUUACUUUCAGUCGGUCCUUGGCGCAAGCCCAAUCCUGUCGGGUGUUUACCUGCUUCCAGUUGCGGUCACGCUGUGCGUCAUGUCAAGCCUGACAGGAGUCUACAUCAGCAAAUCGGGAAGAUAUCGACCGCCAAUCUACUUUGGCUCGGUUGUGAUGAUACUUGGUACUGACCUUUACAUUAAUCUUCAAGCCUACCCAUCUUGGCCUCGCAUCAUCAUCUACCAGAUCAUAGCGGGUAUAGGCAUUGGCCCUGUCUUCCAGGCUCCGAUUGUCGCCGUAUUUAGCUUAACGAAACCUGCAGAUGUCGCAAGUGCUGCAGCGACAUUCCUCUUCGUGCGCGAUAUCGCUACGGCGAUGUCUAUUGUAUUUGGGGGUGUCAUAUUUCAGAAUCACAUGACAGCACAAUCAGGAGAGAUCAUGGAAGCUCUGCCGUUUGACCUGGCUACACAGAUAAUUGGGCGUGAAGCAUCUGGGGCUCUGAAUAUUAUCCCGACUUUACCCGAAGACCAGAGAAAGGUAGUCGUCGAGGUAUAUAACGAGAGCUUGCGAGCCGAAUGGAUCUUUUACACUGCACUUGGCGGUGUAGGGUUGCUACUGAGUGUCCUGAUUAGCAAGCAGGUGCUCUCCAAGGAACAUAAGAUCCAUAAGACUGGUUUGGAGACACAAGAGGCGGCACGACUUGAGGAGAGACGGAAGAAAGAAGCAACUUCUGGAGCAGACAUCUAAUAAGCCAAUACGUAUGGAUAUAAGUAGUAAGAUUGCAUUCCUGUUAGAUUAAAUUAUAACUUUUUAAUUUGUAAACACAAUACACUCUGGAAGUUGUUGAUCCAAAGAUAAUUCACGAUAGCGAGUUGCCUUUUGGCCUUAAACAGUGAAAGCCUAAGGCGUUAUUAGCCCUGAAGAUAGCGUACUAAGUAUGGCAGAACAGUGGAUCGCAUCCAGUAAAAGCCCAUGCAGCUAGGCUAAAGUAGGUGAUGCCUCGGCUCAGCUUAGCUUCGUCGUCAUCGUAUCUUUCUCUUUUUAU